Messenger RNA from Pan troglodytes (chimpanzee), 1638 nucleotides. RefSeq names its product elongin-A3-like. The transcript has a single exon. Gene Ontology annotation, biological process: transcription elongation by RNA polymerase II. Lineage: Eukaryota; Metazoa; Chordata; Mammalia; Primates; Hominidae. The record is from RefSeq and is a predicted model, not a curated record. Bases 1 to 1638 code for a protein of 545 amino acids. Gene Ontology annotation, cellular component: nucleus; elongin complex.
AUGGCGGCAGGGUCCACUACGCUGCCCGCAGUGGAGAAGCUGCAGGUGCGUCUGGCCACUAAGACGGACCCGAAAAAGCUAGAGAAAUAUUUGCAGAAACUCUCCGCCUUGCCCAUGACGGCAGACAUCCUGGCGGAGACUGGAAUCAGAAAGACGGUGAAGCGCCUGCGGAAGCACCAGCACGUGGGCGACUUUGCCAGAGACUUGGCGGCCCGGUGGAAGAAGCUGGUGCUCGUGGACCGAAACCCCGGGCCUGACCCACAGGACCCUGAGGAGAGCGCUUCCCGACAGCGCUUCGGGGAGGCUCUUCAGGACCGGGGAAAGGCCUGGGGCUUCCCAGAAAACGCGACGGCCCCCAGGAGCCCAUCUCACAGCCCUGAGCACAGACGGACAGCACGCACAACACCUCCGGGGCAACAGAGACCUCACCCGAGGUCUCCCAGUCGCGAGCCCAGAGCCGAGAGAAAGCGCCCCAGAAUGGCCCCAGCUGAUUCCGGCCCCCAUCGGGACCCUCCAACGCGCACCGCUCCCCUCCCGAUGCCCGAGGGCCCUGAGCCCGCUGUGCCCGGGGAGCAACCCGGGAGAGGCCACGCUCACGCCGCUCAGGGUGGGCCUCUGCUGGGUCAAGGCUGCCAGGGCCAACCCCAGGGGGAAGCGGUGGGGAGCCACAGCAAGGGGCACAAAUCGUCCCGAGGGGCUUCGGCUCAGAAAUCGCCUCCUGUCCAGGAAAGCCAGUCAGAGAGGCUGCAGGCGGCCGGCGCCGAUUCCGCCGGGCCGAAAACGGUGCCCAGCCAUGUCUUCUCAGAGCUCUGGGACCCCUCAGAGGCCUGGAUGCAGGCCAACUACGAUCUGCUGUCCGCUUUUGAGGCCAUGACCUCCCAGGCAAACCCAGAAGCACUCUCCGCGCCAACGCUCCAGGAGGAAGCUGCUUUCCCUGGACGCAGAGUGAACGCUAAGAUGCCGGUGUACUCGGGCUCCAGGCCUGCCUGCCAGCUCCAGGUGCCGACGCUGCGCCAGCAGUGCCUCCGGGUGCCUAGGAACAAUCCGGACGCCCUCGGCGACGUGGAAGGGGUCCCCUACUCGGUUCUUGAACCCGUUCUGGAAGGGUGGACGCCCGAUCAGCUCUACCGCACAGAGAAAGACAAUCCCGCACUCGCUCGAGAGACAGAUGAAUUAUGGAGGAUUCAUUGUCUCCGGGACUUCAAGGAAGAAAAGCCACAGGAGCACGAGUCUUGGCAGGAGCUGUACCUGCGGCUUCGGGACGCCCGAGAGCAGCGGCUGCGAGUAGUGACCACGAAAAUCCGAUCCGCACGUGAAAACAAACCCAGCGGCCGACAGACAAAGAUGAUCUGUUUCAACUCUGUGGCCAAGACGCCUUAUGAUGCUUCCAGGAGACAAGAGGAGUCUGCAGGAGCCGCUGACCCCCGAAAUGGAGACAUCGAGCCAGCCCCCAAGCCCGCAGGAAGCAGCCAGGCUCCCUCCGGCCUCGGGGACGGCGACGGCGGCAGCAUUAGCGGCGGCAGCAGCAAUCAGCACGCGGCGCCCGCGGACAAAACCCGAAAACAGGCUGCCAAGAAAGUGGCCCCGCUGAUGGCCAAGGCAAUUCGAGACUACAAGGGAAGAUUCUCCCGACGAUAA